Molecule: messenger RNA, 771 nt
Organism: Cantharellus anzutake
Lineage: Eukaryota; Fungi; Basidiomycota; Agaricomycetes; Cantharellales; Hydnaceae
Exons: 2
Coding region: 129-545 (138 amino acids)
Source: RefSeq, a predicted model, not a curated record
AAUCCUGGAUGGCCGUUCUUGGAUGAAGUAGUUCCAGAAAAUGUGAUGGUAAACGCAAUCUCGCCUAGACUUUUGGUUGUUGACAUAUGAAGUGGACAAGAAUGGUAGCAAUAUAGGCUCCUGCCACAAUGCCCCACGUCACGACUAGGCAAUGGAGCAAUGGAAUUCUCUGUACAUACUUGUUGACCCUGACAAUAUUCUCUUUCGCGGCAGGACAAGUGCUUGCCAACUUGGCUCUCCCAAUUCCGCUCAACGGAGUGAAUGAUUGUCAGCUUUCUGGCCGAUCAAAGUUCAGCCUUGUGGACCGGCCCUAUUCAAGCUGGGUGAUUGUCCCAGACACGCCGCGUGAUAUACAUAUCGCUCCAGACGCUUACAUGGGGUUGACGACAUGCUCGCUUCUUGCGUCUUCCAAGACAUGUAUGGAUGUGGUGCAUGGGCGACACAGGAAUAUGGUAGUUAAGAUCUGUGUGCAUAAGCAUCAGAGUAUUGGGAAUGAAGCUAGUGAUAGUAUAAUAUUGGCUCCUGACCCGCAGCCCUACGCAUAAAAACAGGUGGAGUCUGCAUUACUAAGGCUACGCCAAAAACACACGAUGGCGGGUGAGUAACACGCCGCGAACAACAAAUAGCAAUAGAAUCUUCAACGAUUACGAAAGUUGGCAUUCAUGGUGGCUUUUGCAUGAGCUGGUGAGGCUGCAGAAUGAUCGUGUUGAACCCGGAGUGGAUGAUAUCAGAUAAAUGACAACUACUGGCAUAGGAGUCUGAGCCUUUCUU